AUGCCUCCCCAUGCGGCGGGCCCCAGCUCCUCCGUCCUCAAGGGCGCGUGGCGGCCCACCAAGAUUAUGAACAUGCGCGACCUCUCGCAUGAUGACGACUUCCUCAGCCACCUCCUGGUUGAGAAACUCGGGACCGGUGGUUUUCCUCUCGUCGUCCACAAGAUGGACCCAUCCAAGAGGCUCCCAAAGACAAACCCGGAGGACCUCAUGCAAAUCAUUCGUCGCCUCGUGGCUUUCAAGGGCCCCAGCCAAACCGCCAUCCGCCAGGCCGUCGAUGAUCUUCUAACGUUGAACGCAGUGCGGUACUAUAUUCAACCAUAUACCCAGAAGCAGACUAAUGCAUUCGCUACGCACGCCUCUCGCUACUUUGAGCUCUAUCUUCCAUCUGGUUCCAUCGAGAUCGCCCACACCUCCCGCUAUUCACAUCGAACAGGCAAAUCCGAACUAUGCAUCCUGGCCACUCGCCCUCUGGUCCCGGGCCAAGUCAUAUCCGAGCUGAAAGGGUCCAUGGCAGAUUUGACAGAUGAAGAAGACAAGGAGCUCAAGGGUACGGACAUUGGACGCGCGGAAGGCGUUGGCAUCCGUCGCGACUUCAGCGUCAUCCACUCUAAGCAACUCAAGAAAAACCAUCUUUUCUUGGGCCCUGCCCGGUUCGUGAACCACGACUGUGACCACAACGUCGAGCUUUUUCGCGAGGGCCGCUACAUCACCUUCCGGGUCAUCAAGCCCAUCGGAGUUGGAGAGGAGGUCACAGCACAUUAUGGUGAUGGUUAUUUCGGCCGCAAUAAUCGUCACUGCCUUUGCCAUACCUGUGAGCUCAACAAGCGCGGUGGAUACGCUGCCCACAGCGACGAGCUGUCAGACUCUGGUUCUUCUCCCGGCGACUCCUCAUCGGACAACGACGAAUCUGACUGGACUACCGAUCGCGAGGAUGCCCAGCCCGCCGUAGCCGUCAACAUCAACGAGCGCCGUACUCGCCGUGGGGUGUAUGCUGUCCUGAAGAAAGAAUCGGCUGGCUCCGACGCGGAGGUGGACGGUGACGCCGACCGUGAUGUUGUUUCAGAGGUCCCUGUCGUCCCACCGAAUGGGCUCCUCACCCCCCACACAGAGACACCUCCUGCGGAGAGCAGACCGGUUUCCGCGGCGUCCACCCCGAGGAAGGCCACACCUCCGAAGACCUUCAUCAUCUCUACCCGUGCCCAGAAGGCGAGGGCCGCGUCCGAGCUCGAGAGCAUUUCCGCUGCCGGGAAGGGCAAGACACGUACUACGACGUCGCGCUCCGCGUCGGGGGCACGGCAGCUCGAGACGCCCCCUCUCACGUCCGAUAACGGCUCCGUAGCCGAAGGCCCCAGCCGGCGGUCGUCUACACGCCUUCGUGCGCGCGGAGACACAGCAGCGCCAUCUGGCUCGCGCGUUCAGACACCAGUGCCGGAUCGCAAGGGCAAAACACCGGCGUCAGGCUGCCAGUCCACUGUCGACGUCGCUGACAUCAAGGGGAAGGGAAGGGAGGACCCGGACAUGGAAGGUCGUUCCCUCCGGAAGCGGCCGACCAUCCCGUCUUUGGUCGAGGCGGCUGCCGUGGCGGCGGCGAAGAAGCCCCAGGACGGGCCCCGGGGCGUGGACGGCAAGCUAUUGCCGACAUGCACGACGUGCAAGAACGUGUUGCCAGUCAUCUCGGUCGAGGACAAGGUGGUUUGGAAUGGUGCGCCAGAGAAAACGGGCAAGCGCGGACGGCCGAAAAAGCAGGUCAACCAGGAGUGCCCCAGGUGUAUGCGGCACUAUGCGAUCUACGCCGUCCGUUGGCCUGAGCGGGCUCCUCUGGAUGGCACCCCCGCCUUCAUUCCUACCCCCGAGAGUUCAGGAGCGCCACUCCCGCUCAUCCUCCCCACAAGAUCAGAGGAACCUGCGACGCCUGCCCCGCCCAAAAGGCAGAAGGUGGCCCCCGCGCCUCCGCGUCCACGCGGCCGCCCGCCGAAGAAUAAGGUCGGGAUGUCCAACAAGGCACGCGAGCUGCUGGGUGUCAGCGAACGCCGCAGCGAACGGACUCGCGUGCCCAGCCUCAAGCUCCGGGAGAGCGAACCGCCUUCAAAACCUUCGCCGGCCAAAGCCCCUGCGUCUACCUCCUCUUCCGCAUCCGAGCCUGAGCGUGUGGCGCCGUCGUCGUCCUCCCUCACUCCACCCAACAGCGACGUGGGUAACCGCCAUCUACGUAGCUCCGGUCUGAACCCGCCGCCGGAGCCUCCCAGCACACCUGUCGUGGUCAAGACCGAAGAGCUCCCGAAACUGCCGACGCCCAAGUCCCUUGCCGUCGCGUCGCAGCCGCGCGAGACCAAUGGCCGCUUCGGCAAGAAGGAGUCGACAAACGGUCGCUAUAUGCGCAAGAACUUCCAUUUCACUGCCGGGGGCCGACGUCUCGUGCGCUCGAAGAGGCUCAGGCAGCUUAUGCAGCACCACCUACCAAGCGACGAUGCGGAAGAUGGUGAAGAGCUGCCGUCCAUUUCCGCCAAGCGUGUCCUCGACGAUGCCGAGGACUUGGACGACGAAGACCGAGGGAAGCGCCGCAAGACCGAGGACGACGAUGUCAAGGUCAAGAUCGAGGGCGAGGAGGCCAGCUUGUCAGCAGGGCCCAACGACAACGACGAGGAUGGCGGCUCGGCGGACGAAGCAGAGUCUAGGCUCUUCCGUCGUCCUACCAUGAUGCCGUCCAAGAAGAGGUUCGGUCUCAACCUCGGGCCCAACCCGCACACAUACGCGCGCCGCAAGUGGGUCCUGUCGGUCUCCUCUGGGGACCAGGAGGACGUCCCGGAAGCGACCACGUCGUCCAGCGUUCAACACUCUACGGACGAAGACCUCGAGGCCCCCGUGACUCCGGGCGACGAUGAAGAUGCCCUGCAGGAGGACAAGUCGCCCGAGGACAACCCCGAUCUUGAUGAUGACGUGAACGAGUCCGACUCUGAGUCGGAGCAGGUGUACUGCCGCCCCAAGAUGUCCUUGAAGUCGGGCUUCGCCGGUGCGCACACCUACAAGCCCAGUCCAUUCAACAUGGCACGACGACGCUGGGCUCCCCCGGUACCCACUCCUGGCGCCGGAUCCAAACUCUCCUCGAAGGUCACUGCAGACGAGCUGGCGGGAGCCGAUGCUGACCCCGGCGCAUCGUCUGAAGAGGAGGGUUUCCGCGGCCCGAGCAUCAUGUCCAUCUACAAGCCCGGCCGACGCUCGUCUUCGUCUUCUUCCGCGCUUGUCGACCUCAGCGACAACUCGGAGAAGAUGCUCGCCGGUUCCCUCCCUCCCGCCGCCCCUGCCUCACCUCAGCGGUCGCCGAGCAUGGGCUGGAAGCAGACCGUGCUCCUGCCCGUAAACGUCCCGUUCCUGCACGCCGCCGCCGCGGUGACCGUUACCGCCGACAUCUCCCCCGCGCCGUCAAAGUUGAUACGGAACGGGUGGGAGAACUCCGACGAAACGGAUUAG
This is a messenger RNA of Epithele typhae, 3468 nucleotides long. RefSeq lists its product as uncharacterized. Gene Ontology annotation, molecular function: protein binding; DNA binding; histone H4K20 methyltransferase activity. Gene Ontology annotation, cellular component: nucleus. The record is from RefSeq and is a predicted model, not a curated record. The transcript has 10 exons. The coding region runs from base 1 to 3468 and encodes 1155 amino acids. Lineage: Eukaryota; Fungi; Basidiomycota; Agaricomycetes; Polyporales; Epitheliaceae.